AUGCGGCGCGCCGCCGCCUGGGCGCUGCUCUGGACCGUGGCCCUGGGGCUCGGGGCGCGCGGGGCGCGCGGCGCGGUGGCCCUCGCCGACUUCUACCCGUUCGGCGUGGAGCACGGCGACUCCGUCACCCCGAAGCAGGACGACGGCGGCUCGGGGCUGCGGCCGCUCUCCGUGCGCUUCCCCUUCUUCGGCGCCGAGCACUCCGGCCUCUACGUGAACAACAAUGGGGUCAUCUCCUUCCUGAAGGAGGUGUCGCAGUUCACCCCCGCCGCCUUCCCCAUCGCCAAGGACCGCUGCGUGGUGGCAGCCUUCUGGGCCGACGUGGACAACCGGCGUGCCGGCGACGUGUUCUACCGCGAGGACACGGAUGCCCGCACGCUGCGCAGGGCCAGCGACGACGUCCAGCGCUACUUCCCCGAGCUGCCCGGCUUCUCGGCCACCUGGGCCUUUGUGGCCACCUGGUACCGCGUGACCUUCUUCGGAGGCAGCGCCUCUUCCCCCGUGAACACGUUCCAGACGGUGCUUCUCACGGACGGCAGCGCCUCCUUCACCAUCUUCAACUACGCAGCGGUCACCUGGACCACGGGCACGCACGCCAGCAGCGGGGGCAACGCCUCGGGCCUGGGGGGCAUAGCGGCCCAGGCCGGCUUCAACGCGGGGGACGGGCAGCGCUACUUCAGCAUCCCCGGCUCCCGCACGGCCGACAUGGCCGAGGUCGAGGCCACCACCAACGUGGGCGUGCCAGGGCGCUGGGCCUUCCGCAUCGACGGCGCGCAGGUGCACGUGGGGGGCUGCGGCCACGCAGUCUCCGUGUGCCGGGCACAGCGGCCCUGUCUCAACGGCGGGGAGUGCAUCGACGACUGCGUGCCCGGCAGCCCCUCCUUCGCCUGCUCCUGCCCCUCGGGCUUCGCGGGACGGAGGUGCCACCUGGACGUGAACGAAUGCGCCUCCCAGCCCUGCCGCAAUGGCGGCACCUGCACCCACGGCAUCAACAGCUUCCGCUGCCAGUGCCCCGCCGGCUUCGGGGGCCCCACCUGCGAGGCAGACGUGGACGAGUGCAGCUCCGCGCCCUGUCUGAACGGGGGCUCCUGCGUGGACCUGCCGGCUGGCUUCUCCUGCCUGUGCCCACGGCCCUUCGAGGGCCCCCGCUGUGAGGCAGGAAGCUCCCCGGGGCUCGACGCCUGCCUCGCUAACCCGUGCCGGAACGGUGGCACGUGCGUGGACGCAGACACCGGCUACGUGUGCGAGUGUCCCGGAGGCUUCACAGGCCACGACUGCAGUGAGAGGACUCCGGGUGCCUGUGAGUGCCGCAAUGGGGGCCGGUGCCUGGGGGACGACAGAGCCCUGUGCCAGUGCCCGCCCGGCUUCUUCGGGCUCCUGUGUGAGUUUGAGGUCACGUCCACCCCCUGCGACAUGAAUACACAGUGCCCGGACGGCGGCUACUGCAUGGAGCACGCGGGCAGCCACCUGUGCGUGUGCCACCGCGACCAGCCCCGCACCAGCCCCCCUGUGCCUUCGCCCUGCGACUCGGACCCCUGCUUCAACGGGGGCUCGUGUGACGCCCAGGAUGGGGCCUACACGUGCGAGUGUCCCCGCGGCUUCCACGGGCAGCACUGCGAGAAAGCCCGACCUCGGCUGUGCAGCUCCGGACCGUGCCGCAACGGGGGCACCUGCCAGGAGGUGGGAGGAGACUUCCACUGCAGCUGCCCCUUCCGCUUCACCGGGCGCCGCUGCGAGAUCGGGAAGCCGGACCCCUGCGCCUCGGGCCCCUGCCACAACGGCGGGACCUGCUUCCACUACAUCGGCAAACACAAGUGCGACUGCGCCCCCGGCUUCUCGGGGCCGCACUGCGAGCACGCCCCCUCGCCCUGCUUCUGGGACCCAUGUGUGAACGGGGGCACCUGUGAGGACCUGGGCUCGGACUUCACCUGCCACUGCCUGCCAGGCUUUACUGGCCGCAGGUGCCAGGCAGAGAUGGGCGAGUGCAGGUCCCAGCCCUGCCUGCACGGGGGCACCUGCCAGGACCGGGCCUCAGGGUUCCUGUGUGCCUGCCGCCCGGGGCGCGAGGGGCGCCGCUGUGAGAGGGAGGCCCGAGCCUGCCGAGCGCAGCCGUGCAGAAACGGAGGCUCCUGCAGGGACGUCCUGGGCACCUUCCUCUGCGAGUGCCCUGCCGGCUUCUCUGGAACCCGCUGCGACAUUGAGGCGCCGGCCUGCACCCGCAGCCCCUGCCAACACGGAGGCCGCUGUGAGGACGGCGGAGCCGGGGCCUACCUGUGCGUGUGCCCGGAAGGCUUCUUCGGGUACCACUGCGAGACAGUGGGCGACCCCUGCUUCUCCAGCCCCUGUGGGGACCGCGGCUACUGCCUGGCCAGCAACGGCUCCCACAGCUGCACCUGCAGGGCGGGCUACACCGGGGACGGCUGCGGACAAGAGCUGCCGCCGCCCACGGGCCUGGAGCUGGAGCAGGCAGAGGAGAGUGGCCUGUCGGUCUCCUGGCGCCCGCCCGCUGGCCAGGCUGCCCAGCAGCUGCUGGACGGCUACGCAGUUUCCUACACCUCCUCCGACGGCGCCCCCCGCCGCACCGACUUCGUGGAGCGCGGCCGCUCGUCACACCAACUCCGGGCGCUGGCGGCCGGCAGGGCCUACAACAUCUCCGUCUUCUCCGUCAAGCGCAACGCCAACAACAGGAACGACAUCAGCCGGCCCGUGGUGCUGCUGGCCCGCACGCGACCGCGCCCCGUCGAAGGCUUCGAGGUCAUCAACGUGACGGCUGACGCCAUCUCGGUGCGGUGGGCCCUGCACCGGAUCCGACAUGCCACGGUCAGUGGCGUCCGCCUGACUCUGCGGCACCCUGAGGCCCAGGAGGCCCAGACAGCAGACGUGGACCAGCGUGUGGACAAGUUCACAUUUGGGGCCCUGCUGCCAGGAAGGAGGUACACCAUCUACGUGGCAGCCCUCAGCGAGCAGGGGGGACAGGAGCCCCCCACCGAGAGCCUGGCCUCGGCCCCACUGCACGUCUGGACCCGGCCUCUGCCACCGGCCAGCCUGAGUGCUGCACGGGUCACGGCCACGUCUGCCCAUGUGGUCUGGGACGCCCCCGUGCCGGGCACCCAGCUGGAGGCCUACGUCAUCAACAUCAGCACCAGCCAGAGCACCAAGAGCCGCUACGUGCCCAACGGGAGGCUGCUGUCCUACACCGUGCGCGACCUGGCCCCUGGGCGCCACUACCAGCUCUCGGUGACGGCCGUGCAGGGCGCAGAGGGCCAGCAGCUGCACAGCGAGCCCGCCUACCUGUACAUCAUCACCUCCCCGAGGGACGGUGCAGACAGACGCUGGCACCGGGAGGGCCCGCACGCCUGGGCGCUCCAGAACCGAGCGCCGCCCGCACGCCCGAUGGAGCUGCGCCUGCUCAACGACCACGGCGGCCCCCGGACGCCCUCCCCGGCCCCCAGGUCCUCGGAGCUGGUGGGUGGCAGAGUACGUGACAGCGCCAAGGUGGGCAGCGCGGCUGGCCAGUCAGACCCCACGAGGCCAGGGCCCCCGGCCCGCGUGCAGCCCAGGAGCCCGGACAAGACUCCCCCGCCUCCCAAACGCGAUGCCAGGGAUACGGGCGCGGAAAGUACGAGGAAGGCCACAGAGUGUGCCGAGACGCCCGAGUCCAAGAGCUGUGAGGGCACCAGCACCGGGACAACCACCAACAGUUUCUUGGUUGCUCUAGGAGACAGUAACCUACAGCCCUGAGGACACCACCAGGUACUGCCCCCCAGCCCGCCUUCUCACUGCCACACACCUCACGCCCCUCCACGUCCUGGGCAGAUGAAGCUCUAGGGUGGGCAUGGCAACCCCACCCAGUCAGCGGCCAGGAGGGGAGCACCUGAGCGAGCCAAGGACCACGGGCACCUGGAGGGGGCUGGGGCCUGGGAAGCCAAGGGUGGCAGGUUCCCCUCAGGACUAAGAAACUCCCCGGUCCUGUGGCGCACCAGCAGCGAAGAUGAGAAACGGACGGGGAGAUCAGAGCCCACGAAGACCCACCCAGGAGAGUGCCGCUGCAACACACAAGCCUGAAACGCAAGAAGCUUUUAACUGCUCCCGUCCAGCCCCAGCACCCCAAGACAUGGAGGCUGCCCUCACGGGGCGAACCCAGGGCCCGUCCACAGCCCCCUUCACUUCCACGCCGAGAGCGGCUCUCCUCUCCGGAGCAGCCAGCACUGCACCGUGUGGUCACUCUGAGCUGCCCCCGCAACUUGCCUGGAGCAGCAGGACGCAGGCUGGACGGGCUGCCAGGAGGCGCCUCACCACGCGCCCUCUCAGUGCCGGGCUCACGGGCACUUCCCAGAGAACAUGCCAAAGCCUGCACGCUCUUCCUUGCCAGCUAAGAGUCCACAUGUACGACCUGACCUGGAAAUAUCUGCGUUGCAAUAUCACCAGAAAGGAUCUACCUUUCUAGAACCCACUCGGAAAAAUCCAGUUCUGAGAAACCUGGCAUUCUGAGGAAGCAGCUUCCUUACGGUGACACGCACACCUAAGAGCACAGGGCCAGCUCUGGUGGCAGCCCCGGUGCCGCCACUGCACAGCUGAGAGAACAAUGUGUGAGGGGUCUGAGGGGCACCAUUCCUCCUUGCCCCCGUUUCCUGUUUUCUUCAAAGGAACCGGGAGGUUCUCCCUAUACCCAGAACCUCAUGAUGAGGUCUGACACUGGAGUGAAACGGACCAUGGCCAAGUCCUCCAGGACACCCCCCCUGUCAGGCCCCCCGGCCCGAGAGCAGUCUGACAUGCCAGCU
Sorex araneus (European shrew) is the source of this 4781-nucleotide messenger RNA. It is a transcript of the gene SNED1, whose product is annotated as sushi, nidogen and EGF like domains 1. Gene Ontology annotation, molecular function: calcium ion binding; protein binding. Gene Ontology annotation, biological process: cell-matrix adhesion. The record is from RefSeq and is a predicted model, not a curated record. Lineage: Eukaryota; Metazoa; Chordata; Mammalia; Eulipotyphla; Soricidae. The coding region runs from base 1 to 3741 and encodes 1246 amino acids. The transcript is spliced from 27 exons.